Messenger RNA from Rotaria sp. Silwood1, 2598 nucleotides. Lineage: Eukaryota; Metazoa; Rotifera; Eurotatoria; Philodinida; Philodinidae. The record is from the annotation of a GenBank genome assembly.
AUGAACAACCAAUUGAUGUUCACGACCAUUGGGUUCUUCUUAGUUAUAGCUGCUGUUAAUAGUUCUCACUUUUUGGGUGGUACGAUCAGUUGGCAUGUACAGAAUUCGUCGACUUCUAGUACAUGGGUAGCUAUACUCAUUACUCAAACAUAUUCUUGGACAUAUACUACUGGAAAAUGUGAAAAUGGUGCGAUUGCUGCACAUCAACCAGUUCCUAGUUCAGGAGGAACACUAACUUGUUCACCUAGUUGCCCAGCUGGCUUUGGAAGUGUAUCUGCUACACCUUAUUGUACUGACGUUUCUCCGCUCAAUGGAAUCGUAGUUGGACAACGUUCAGACAUAGUUUUAAUACCAGAAGGUAGUGAUUUUUCGGUGAUUUAUGCGAGUGAUGCAUGGGGUAGUCUUACGUUAGGCGGAUAUGGUUGGUCUAUUUCAUCCCAUAUUAACCUAGUAAAUAGAUCCGAUAAUGGCAUGUUAAAUCAUGCUCCAGUAGCCACUAUCAUGUCUCCAAUCAUUAUUCCACAGAAUAAAAAGACACUGAUGACUAUCUCGGUCAGCGAUGCUGAUGGAGAUACCGUUCGAUGCCGUUGGUCUACUAAUUUGAAUGGUGUUGAUGAAUGUGGUUCCAUAUGUCCACCAAGUUCAUUACCAGCAAAUACAGUGAUAUAUCCGAAUUGUACUAUUGAAAUUACUGGUACAACUGCUGGUACUCGAUAUGCUUUAGCAAUUAUGGCAGAAGAUUUCAUCACUUCAGCUAGUACAACACCCCUAAGUACAGUACCUGUUCAAUUUCUUGUUGAAAUUAUGACUUCACCAUCAUGUUCUAUUCUACCUGAAAUAUUACAUACUGGAAAAUCAUGUACACCAAUUAAAGUGAAUGAAACAUUCAUAUCCCAAGUACUUGCUGUGAAUCAUUGUGGAGAAAAUGUUACUAUUAUAGAUAUUGCUACAUUAUCUUUUUCUGGAAUGACUCAAGGAUCUCUUGUCAAAUUAAGUUCUCUCAUUUAUUAUAAAACUAUAACUUGGACACCAACUAUUGAUCAACUUGGCUAUCAAGUAAUGUGUGCAAUGGCUUUGAACAAUCAAUAUGCACAAUCAUCACAAUAUUGUUUCACGUUUUUUGUCACAGAAAAUGGUACGGAUACAUGUCCUGGAGUUAUAGACAAUACUAUAACGACAAUUCCAUCAACAACAAUAUUGAUGACAACAACAGAAACAUCAACAUCAACAACAGAAACAUCAACAUCAACAACAGAAACAUCAACAUCAACAUCAACAACAGAAACAUCAACGUCAACAUCAACAACAUCGACGGCAAUCCAAAUAGUAACAUCUGACUGUAUCAAUUGGCCAUUAAUUGCAAGUCUUGGUGCUUUAGCUCUUCUCGCUACGGCCUGUAACUGCUGUUUUCUUUGCCAUUGUUAUACAUUAAAUAAAAUGGCUAUUUAUCGAACUCGUACACAUUUCGAUAUUGAUACAUCAAGAUAUGAACAUGAAUAUAUAAUAAAUAAUUAUUCCAAAGUAUUCAGAUAUCUACAUAUAGAAACACCCGAUUAUGAAAUACGAAAUGAAGCUUGUAAAUAUAAUUUUAUUAUUGAACCCGGCCGUAGACAUAUAUUAAUUAAUGUUAUUAUGGAAUUUCCAUUAACAUUAACUGAAAGACGGUGUUUUGAAGUUAUAGCUGAAUGUUAUAAUGAAAUACGUACAUCAGCAUCAACAACAAAUAGUUCAACAGCAAAUAAUUCAUUAUCAAAUCCAUCAAGAAAAUCAUCGAGAACAAAUAUUAUGAGUCAAACAAGUAAAUUAAUUUCUCAUGAUGAAAAUCAAAUUGUUUAUUCUCGUGUACCAGAUGAAGUUGAUUUAUAUGACAGUGAUGAAUAUAGUGAUGAUGGCUUUGUAAAUAAUCGUCGUUAUGUUAAACUUCGUCUUGAUUUAGAUGAUAUAUCAUCAAUAAAAAAAUUACGAAUUAAAAUUAAAUGUACGUAUAAUAGAAUAUUAUCAAAUGAAUCAAUUGAACCACAAUUAUAUUCAUCAAUAAAUGAUCAACAAAAUUCAAUUGAUAAAAAUGAUCUAUCAUUACUUGAAUUAUUUCAUAAGACAAUUCCAUAUGAUAUAAAAAUUGAAAUAGGUACACAUACAUUUCAUGCACAUCGACAUAUACUUAUGUUACGUUCUGAUUAUUUUAAAACAUCAUUUGGAAGUCAUUUUAAUGAUUGUACAAAUAAUCCAUUAAAAUUAAGUGGUGAUAUUGAUGUAAAUGCAUUUGAUAUUUUACUAAAAUAUCUUUAUACAAAUCGUAUUGAACAUGCUAUUCAUGAUGAAUUGUUAUUAAUUGAAUUAUUUAAAUUAUCUGAUCGAUUUUUAAUUGAUUCACUUAAACAUCAAUGUCUUAUUGAAUUACUAAGAAAUCAUAUUAAUAAAGAUAAUGUUUUCUCAUAUUUAGAUUUAUUAGAUACAUAUCAUGGAUGUGAUGAAUUACGUGAAAAAUGCUUUGGUCUAUUUCAUAAAUAUUCAGAUUUAUUAAAAACACCAGCAUUUAAUCAUUUAGAAAAAAAUAAUCCAAAAUUAGCUCUACAAAUUUAUGGCUCAUUUUUCUAA